Messenger RNA from Mugil cephalus (flathead mullet), 4287 nucleotides. RefSeq names its product klotho (gene kl). NCBI's taxonomy places the organism in Eukaryota, Metazoa, Chordata, Actinopteri, Mugiliformes, Mugilidae. Gene Ontology annotation, biological process: carbohydrate metabolic process. Gene Ontology annotation, molecular function: hydrolase activity, hydrolyzing O-glycosyl compounds. Bases 342 to 3275 code for a protein of 977 amino acids. The record is from RefSeq and is a predicted model, not a curated record. The transcript has 13 exons.
UGAAUUGACCAUCAAGUUCACUUUAACGGAUUGAUUAAGUAAAUAGAUCCAAUAGAGCCCUUCUCGCUUGUCCCUUUUAGUUGUUACUGAAACUAAUGUGCCCCUGCUAUGCCAUAGAUUGAUCAUUUGGGGCUCCUAACAUUGUGUUGUGCCUGGAGACCUUCGUGCGUCAGGUGCUUUGGCUAAUAAUUGAUAGAUUUGGAGAGGCGGCGUGUGGUGGGUUCACAGCUGGCCGGCUGCGCUCCACAGUCCUCUGUCUCCUCGCCGAGAUCCUCCAAGCAUGGUCAAGUGAAGACCAGCUCCAAGAACUGGACGUCUUAGGCCAGUGAGCGACAGGCACCAUGAGGGGUUUGCUCGCCCUUUUCAUAUCGCUCGCCUUCGCCGCUGCGAGCGCGAAGCCCAACGCUGGUUUAAAAACGUGGGGACGCUUCAACAAGCUGCCCUACCCCAGAGACAAGGCUUUCCUUUACGAUACCUUCCCCGACGAUUUCAUAUGGGCCGUGGGGACGGCGGCGUACCAGGUGGAAGGCGCGUUUGAGAAGGACGGAAAGGGGCUCUCCAUUUGGGACACUUUUACGCGCGGCGGGAACCGGAUGGCCACCGGGGACGUGGGCAGCGACAGCUAUCACAACAUCCACGCCGACAUCCGAGCCAUCAGGCAGCUCGGGGUCAGCCACUACAGGUUCUCCCUGUCCUGGUCCAGGAUAUUUCCGAACGGCACCCGCGGGAGUUACAACGAAAUCGGCACCAACUACUACCGGACGCUCAUUAAGAAGCUGAAGGAGAUCCGCGUGCAGCCGGUGGUCACGCUCUACCACUGGGACCUGCCCGACCACCUCCAGCAGAGCCUGGGCGGCUGGAGCAACCCGGAGCUGGUGGGGAUCUUCAAGGACUACGCCGACUUCUGUUUCCACACUUUCGGGGACGACGUGAAGUUCUGGAUCACCAUUGACAACCCGUUUGUGGUGGCGCGCCACGGGUACGGAACCGGAGUGGUGGCGCCCGGGAUAAAGAACGACCCUGACCUCCCGUUUAGGGUUGGACACAACCUGCUCAAGGCUCAUGCAGCCACGUGGCAUCUCUACGACCGCCACUACCGUCCCAGACAACAGGGCAAGCUGUCCAUGGCGCUGGCCUCCCACUGGAUCAAGCCCAGCCGCACGCGUCUGGAAAGCCUCCGAGAGUGCCAGUGCUCCCUGGACCACGUCCUGGGCUGGUUCGCCCGGCCGCUCUUCACGGACGGGGACUACCCGCCCUGCAUGAAGGCGAGGCUGGGCUCGAGGCUCCCCUCCUUCACCCAGGAGGAGAGGGAGCAGGUGAGAGGGACGGCCGACUUCUUCGCCCUCUCCCACGGAGCGGCCCUCAGCUUCCAGCUCAUCAACGACAGCCUCAAGUUCGGGCAGCAGGAGGAUCUGGACCUGAGGAUGCUGCUCUACUGGGUCAACGCCGAGUACGACAAGCCGCCCAUCUUUGUGGUGCAGAGUGGCUGGUACGUCCUCGGCAACACCAAGACAGAAGACCCAAAACACAUGUACUACCUCAAAAGGUUCAUCGCAGAGGCGCUUAAAUCAAUCAUCAUAGACGGAGUGAACGUGAUUGGAUACACGGCCUGGUCUCUGAUAGAUGGCUUCGAGUGGCACAGGGAGUACGGUAUACGAAGGGGCCUCUACUACGUUGACUUCAACACUCCCGACAUGAAGAGGGAACCAAAGACAUCCGCCACCUUCUACAGGAACGUCAUCCAGAGGAACGGAUUUCCGGAGCUGCCGGAGAACAGACCAGCUCAAGGAGUCUUUCCGUGUGAUUUCGCGUGGGGAGUGUCCGCCAACUCCAUACAGGUGGAGACCACACCCAGCCAGUUCGCGGACCCCAAUGUUUACCUCUGGAACAUCUCCAACAACGGAGAGCUGAUGAAGCUGGAGGGCCUCAGCGCGCCGCCUUUACGCAGAACCACCCACUGCGCCGAUUACGCCACCAUCAGACAACAGGUGGAUGAAAUCAGGCAGGUGGGCGUCAGCCACUUCCACUUCUCCCUCAACUGGUCCGCUCUGGUGCCCUCGGGUGACGUGGCUCGCCCGAACGCCACCCUGCUGGGCUACUACCGCUGCUUCACCCGCCAGCUGCUGCAGGCCAACGUCACCCCCGUGGUCACCCUGUGGCACCACACGCGCCAGCGCAGCAGCCUGCCGGCCCCUCUGGACGCAGACAGCAAGUGGCUGAACAGGGAGACCCCCGAGGCCUUCGCGGACUACGCCAGGCUCUGCUACAGAGAACUGGGGGCCCACGUGAAGAUGUGGAUCACCCUGAACGAGCCCAACGAUGAGAUGGUGAGCUACCAGGAGGGCCACCAGAUGCUGAGGGCCCACGCGCUGGCCUGGCGCGCGUACGACCGCGAGUUCAGACACGCGCAGGGAGGAAAGGUGUCUCUGGCUCUGCACAUGGACUGGGUGGAGCCGGCGUUCUCGUUCAGCAGAGAAGACGUGGAGCCGGCGAAAAGGGUUUUGGACUUCUGCGUCGGCUGGUUCGCCGAGCCGAUCUUCGGCAGCGGGGACUACCCUCUGGGGAUGAGGAGCUGGCUGCGUCAGCUCAACUCACUUGAGCUGCCGGUUUUCAAUGAAGAGGACAGACUUCUGGUUAAAGGGACGUACGACUUCUUUGCCCUCAGCCACUUCAGCACCAAGCUCGUGACUCACGCCAAGGAAGACUCAUACACCUACACAGCAAUGCUCGAGGUCCAGCACAUGAUAGACACCACCUGGAUCAUGUCCCCGAGGCCCGUUGUCCCCUGGGGCCUGAGGAAAGCCCUCAACUGGGUGAAGGAGCACUACUGCGAUGUACCCGUGUACGUGAUGGCUAACGGCGUCCAGGAGGACCCAGCUCGCUUCAAAGACAGCCUGAGAGUUUAUUAUCUUUACAACUACAUUAACGAAGCACUUAAAGCGUACACUCUGGAUGGCGUAAACCUGAAGGGCUAUUUCGCUUAUGCCCUGAGCGACCAACGGGACCCGGGGUUCGGCUUGUACGGCCAAGUCCACGAAGAGGUCAUCGUCAAGGCCUCUCUGUCCAACUAUCGCAACAUCAUCCAGCACAACGGCUUCCCCAUCCAAGGGGCGGAGGCCCAGCAGUGCCCCAGUCUGCCCCAGCCCUGCCUGGGCUGCCACAUUCUGGUCAAGAGGCCCGUGCUGGGCUUCUUGAGCCUGGUGGGCUCAGGGGUGCUGAUCACCCUGGGCCUCAUUAUUUACUACACAACCAAGAGACACAAGGAGUGUUACUGAUGACAGACUGAAAGACUGACAGACAUUUUACUUGUUGUUCAGCAGUUUGUGUUAAGGUUCGAUUGUGAAAUUUCAAGAUAAUUGAGGUCUGAGUGACUUCUUCGUUCUCAUCUUCGUAUUUGAGGUUUUGUAUUAAAUUUAAUGUCAUGUUACAAAUUGUUCUACACACAUUUUGAGAUAACCUGCUGAAGAUUCUAAGGCAAAGGUCUUCAACAUUUUUCAGGCCAAGGACCCCUAAACUACUAUAUGUGUUAUAUAUUAAACUCGGCCUAGUGCUGUUUAUAAAUAUAUUAUUUUGCAUUGAAAUAUUAAGCUAUCCCUACCCCUUUACUAAAAUUUAAAAUAUGUCCAUGUUAAUGUGUAUUUAAAGAAAUGUAUUUAUGGGGGAACAUUUAAAAAAUAAAUAAAAAUAAAAUAAAAUAUAUAUAUAAAAAAUGUCUAAUCAACCAAAGAAAUUGUGACCCUCCUGAAGUACCUCCACGUAUCCCCUAGGGGUCGCGGACCCCCUGUUGAAUACCAUGCUCUAGUGCCUCUCCAUUCGUUUUUAGGAUUAUAUGGAGAGACUGCAGUUAACAACUUCAUAAUGUUCAGGGUUUGCCCUUCUUUGACAGUAAUUGGACCGAAUUGGAGUAAAAGCCUAAAGGGGCCAUAAAAACUGAGAUAUAAUCACAGAUGAAGCUGUGACUGGAUGGAGAUUUAACAUCACGCAACUUCUCAAGUAAAUGAUUUUUGGCAUUUCACAAAAAAAAAUAAAAAUAAAAAUGAAAAAGAUGAAAAUGAUCAUCCCUGAAUUAGUGUCAUUACGAAUUUCAGGGUAAAAAAAAUUUAAAAGCUACGUCCCAUUAAGUUCUUCAGCAAGAAUUCUGUCUCGUGUCAACUGUAAUAAAUUUGUACAUUUGGACGUAUCCAGAGUAACAUCAGAUGUUUUAACGCUGUAAACUAAUGUAUUUUAGGAAACAUCUCUAAACCUUGUGGUAUAUUUUUAAUAAAAACUAUUGCUGCCACUGUCAAA